AUCCCAGAGUUCAGGCAGGGAAGACCAAUGUUUUCAUGCCUGCUGACGACCUGGGUUCGUCAUUUUGCCAUGGCGCCCGUAAUUUCGCUGAUCAGGGAGGAGACAUCAUAAUACCGUGUUUUAAUUCGCUUUAGUAAAAGCUAUUCCGUGCGUUUAGCUACUCCCGGUUUGAGUUGUAAUACAUUUAUAUCUGAACCGGCCAUGACCGUGGAGCAGAAUGUCCUCCAGCAGCAUUCUCAGAAGCACCAGCAGACGCUACUAAACCAGUUGAGGGAGGUCACAGGCACAACGGACGUUCAGCUACUUCAGCAGGCCCUGCAGGUGAGCAGUGGUGACCUGGCUGAGGCUGUGGCCUUUCUGACAGAGAAGAAUGCUAAGGUCCCACUACAGGAUGAGACAACCUACUACCAGACAUCCCAGGUGGCCAGUGACAGAUAUAUCAGCGUGGGCAGCCAGGCAGACACAAAUGUAAUUGACCUGACAGGGGACGAUAAAGAUGACCUGCAGAGGGCUAUCGCACUUAGCCUGGAGGAGUCCAACCGGGCAUUCAGGGAGACGGGCAUCACAGAUGAGGAGCAGGCCAUCAGCAGAGUUCUGGAAGCCAGCAUAGCAGAGAACAAGGCAAGUCUGAAGCGUACCCACACAGAAGUAUGGAGCGAUUCACUCAACCCACAUGACAGGAAGAGAAUAGAUAACUGCCCCGUUGGGCUGAAAAAUGUUGGCAACACCUGUUGGUUCAGUGCGGUCAUACAGUCGCUGUUCAAUCUGCUGGAGUUCCAGAGGCUGGUGCUCAACUACUCUCCACCCGCCAGAGUCCAUGACCUGCCUUGUAACCAGAAGGAGCACAGGAACCUGCCCUUCAUGCAGGAGCUGAGGAACCUCUUCUCCCUCAUGCUGGGGUCCAAGAGAAAAUACGUGGAUCCAUCACGAGCUGUGGAAAUCCUCAAAGAUGCCUUCAAGUCUAGUGAGUUGCAGCAGCAGGAUGUGAGCGAGUUCACCCACAAGCUGCUGGACUGGCUGGAGGAUGCCUUUCAAAUGAAGGCUGAAGAAGACAGGGAGGGUGAGAAGCCAAAGAACCCCAUGGUGGAGCUUUUCUAUGGUCGCUUCCUUGCUGUGGGUGUCCUUGAAGGUAAAAAAUUUGAAAAUACAGAGAUGUUUGGGCAGUACCCUCUGCAGGUGAAUGGCUUCAAGGAUCUCCAUGAGUGUCUUGAGGCAGCAAUGAUCGAGGGUGAGAUCGAGUCCCUGCAUUCAGCAGAAAACACCGCGAGGUCUGGACAAGAGCACUGGUUUACAGAACUCCCUCCUGUAUUGACUUUUGAGCUGUCAAGAUUUGAGUUCAACCAAGCACUAGGACGACCUGAGAAGAUCCACAACAAGCUUGAGUUCCCCUCUAUGCUCUACAUGGACAGGUACAUGGACAGGAACAGGGAAAUAACCAGGAUCAAGAGGGAGGAGAUCAGGAGGCUAAAAGAGCAUCUGACGCUGCUCCAGCAGCGACUAGAGAGGUAUCUGAGUUAUGGCUCAGGCCCCAAGAGGUUUCCUUUGGCAGAUGUCCUCCAGUAUGCCAUGGAGUUUGCCUCCAGUAAGCCAGUGUGCACCUCCCCUGUGGAGGACAUUGACUCAUCAGCACCUCCCGGUGGCACUACGGGACAACAGCAGCCCCCACCAAGCACGGCUGAGCAAGACUCCUUGCCUCCUCUAGAGAACUCAGGCCCUGCUUCAGGUCCUACCACAGCUCCCACUGCAGCUCAGCAGCAGAGACUACCCAUUCAUAAGCCCUUUACCCAGUCACGGCUUCCUCCUGACCUUCCCAUGCACCCUGCCCCACGCCACAUCACUGAGGAAGAGUUGAGGGUGCUUGAGGGUUGCUUGCAUCGUUGGAGAAGUGAAGUAGAAAAUGACACCCGUGAUCUGCAGGGCAGUAUAACCAGAAUCCACAGAACCAUUGAGCUAAUGUACUCAGACAAAUCUAUGAUGCAGGUUCCAUACCGGCUUCAUGCAGUGCUGGUCCACGAAGGCCAGGCAAAUGCAGGCCACUACUGGGCUUACAUCUACGACCCACAUCAGUGUUGCUGGAUGAAGUACAAUGACAUCUCAGUUACUAAGUCAUCAUGGGAGGAGCUGAUCAGGGACUCGUUCGGAGGCUACCGCAAUGCCAGUGCCUACUGUCUCAUGUAUAUCAAUGACAAGAAGCCCUUUCUCAUCGAAGAGGAAUUUGAUAAAGAAACAGGGCAGAUACUCAGUGGUAUGGACAAACUGCCUGCAGACCUAAAGCAAUACGUGAAGGAGGACAAUGAGCUGUUUGACAAGGAGAUUGAGGAGUGGGACAUCCUGCAGGCCCGCAAGGCCCAGCAAGAAAAACUGGCUCUGGCCACAGCAGCUGCUGCUGCCUCAGCUACAUCCAGCACUUCCACUUCUUCUUCUUCCCCUCAGCCCAUGAGUAUUGAAUCCAGCCCUCCAGACAAUACAGUGCCCCAGCAGGAUCCAGAGUACAUGGAGCAGCCCUCACCCACAAAUGACUCCAAGCACCUGCAGGAGGACACGGAGAGGGCCAUCUCCAAGGCUGCUGCUGAACAGGAGGAGAGAAGCCCCGAAGCAUUGUUAAGUGCUUCUGUUCCCCUUUCCACCUCCCCUCAGCCAGAGGUCCAGGUGGACACCCCCUCCACCCUUCCUCCUGACCUGGUCACAGAGGACGAGUCCCCUGGCCAGCGCACAGUAGAGGUGGCCAUUCCUAACGUGUGCACCUUUGUCAUUGAGUCAGAAGAGGGAGGGUAUGAUGAUGAGGCAAUGAUGACCCCCAACAUGCAGGGUAUAAUAAUGGCCAUUGGCAAAUCCAGCAGCGUAUAUGAAAAGAAUGGGCCUGAGGCAGCCUUUUUUAAGGCCAUAAAGCUGGAGUAUGCUCGUCUCCUGAGAUUUGCCCAAGAGGACACACCGCCCGAGAUUGACUACCGACUUCAGCACAUCAUUGUCUACUUUAUCCAAAACCAGGCACCAAAGAAGAUCCUGGAGAGGACUCUGCUCACACAGUUUGCUGACAGGAACCUGGCCUUCGAUGAAAGAUGUAAGAGCAUUAUGAAUGUGGCACGUGCCAAACUGGACCUAAUUAAGCCUGAGGAAGUCAACAUGGAUGAAUACGAGAUGUGGCACCAGGACUACAGGAAUUUCCGUGAGACAACCAUCUUGAUGAUGACUGGCUUGGAACUCUUUCAGAAGGCCAAUUUCAUGGAGGCGCUGAUGUAUCUGAUUUAUGCACAUCAGUACAACAAAGAGCUUUUGUCAAAAGGGCUGUACAGAGGGCAUGAUGAGGAGCUGCUCGGUCAUUACCGUCGAGACUGUUUGCUGAAAUUAAACGAGCAAGCGGCCGCCAUGUUCGAGUCAGGAGAAGAACCAGAGGUGACCACGGGCCUAGGCAUCAUGAACGAGCUGGUGGUGCCCUGCAUCCCUCUGCUGCUGGUCCAUGAUACUGAGAAGGAUCUGCUGGCAGUUGAAGACAUGAGGAACCGCUGGUGCUCCUACCUGGGCCAAGAGAUGGAAUCCAAUCUCCAGGAAAAGCUAACUGACUUCCUUCCAAAGUUACUGGACUGCUCGACGGAGAUCAAAACCUUCCACGAUCCCCCCAAGCUGCCCACCUACUCCACCCUGGAGCUGUGUGAACGAUUCGGUGGCAUCAUGGCCGCACUUGGCAGGGUGCCCACCAAGGGGAGAUGAGCUCAGAGGGGCACCCAUCCCUGUUCACAGGCCUGACAUCGGGCUGAAACCCAUGGACCUCUCUUAACCCAUGCCUUCCUUUUAAAUCCAGGGGUUACUUGUUUCUAGCUGUUAUUCCUCUGUUACUCUUUGCUGCUAUAGGUUUUAUCAUUAUAAACAUUAUUUCAGUUUUAAGCAAAACACAGUGGACGGGGGAGGGAAUAGGGAAACAUGAGAGAAGAAGCUGAUUUGAUGGGGUGGGGGGGGUGGGGUCCUGGCAAUCCUGCAGUGGUUGAAAGCCAAACGCAUUCUGCUUCAGCUUUGCAAAAAAACAAACAAAUUUGAGUUGUUUUUUUUUUUGUAGUUUAAUAUUGUUGUUGUUGUUGCUGUUUGAUUCACGCCUCCCCAGCUACGCUCAUAGCCCUUACUAAAGCACCCUCCUCUGUGUGAAAAGGAUCACCCCGCUGUUCUCCUCCAGUUUGGUACAGUAUUACCACACUUUGUUUUAUUUUUCUAAGGAAGCAAGGAAGAGAGCCUUCAGAGUUCUCAGUGGCUCAGAGUAUCUCAAAUGGAUCUCAAGUCUUUGUGGACUGCGCCAGAAUGAAAUGUUUUAAGUGCUGUGGUAGACAGCCAUGGACCUUCCUGUGGCUUGUUAAUAAAUUGAGAGAAUAAAAUUUUAUUUAUGGCCCUUUUAGGCCAAAUAAAAAACAUUUCUUGCCUGAUGUUGAUUUGUACUCUCCAUGCACAAUACUAACUUGUAGUGAGUGACAGGCAGUUAGCAAGGUAAGUAGAGGCUCAGUGUCUUUACUAACAUCACUGACACAAGGUGUUGUUUGUCUCAGACUUGUACUGUGCAGCUUAUUAGAAUCAGACAGACUCCAGAGCACAGAGCAUGUGACUAAAAUAAUAUAACCCAAAUGCACUUCUAGCUGCUUAGAAAUGGGGUGUCUCUAUUACAUUUUGGACAUUUCCUGCAGUAAUAUUAAUUUCCGGGAACACAGAUCAUUACAAACAUCCCAUCUGAUGCAGGCGACGUGUCCAGAAUCCCACUGUCAGUGGAUGAAAAGCAUCAGUCCCAAAUGUUUUGAAUUGUAAACCAAACCACAGUCAGAACCAUGAAAAGGAAUCAUUGCAGAACAGUGAGUUUGACCUGAUCCAACAACUUGUCCAGUAUAUUACACGUUUGGUUAGGCGCACUCAUCAUCUACUCUGUCCGUGUCCAUCAUUUUGUCAUGACAGGCUGAUUCAGCAUGAGGUGAUGUUUUAUUCACCGGUAUUCCCGUGGCAUGCUCUUAAUAGACAUGAGAAUAAUGUGAAGCUGUAACUUGUUAUUUGUACAAAAGACCUCAGAAAAAUCAGGAGCAUUUCUGACUUUCCUGAUUACAUAAAACCUUGACUGCCAUCUAAAAGCUGUCACAGGCUAUUACGAUUAAAAGAUGGCAUUGUUUAACCUUUCGGCAGAAAUACAAAAAUUGCAUUUUAACCCUCCACUGACCCGUGCCUGUUUAAGACCCUGAAGUUUUUGAAUGCAUUAUAAUUGCAUUUAAGAUAUAUGCUUUUAGAAAAUAUGACCCCCAUGAUACACAUAUGGACUAUCUAUAUUGACUGAAAGCAUUUAUAAUGACCCAAAGUUUUGCACAUGUUCAAAUAACCUUGGCUUAGACAGAGGCUGCCUUCUAAACACUGAUCAUUUGUAACAUUUACGGUGUGUCUGUCACUGACCUGGGAUGAACCUCUAUUAACAAGUUUCAGCUGCUUCUGCAUUCCUUCAUGUCUCUGUGGUGCUGGCAGUUGACAGCUCGUCUGCCUCAUUUGCCUUUCUCUAUUAAUGAGCCGCGUUUUCAGCCACAG
This is a messenger RNA of Monopterus albus (swamp eel), 5538 nucleotides long. It is a transcript of the gene usp25, whose product is annotated as ubiquitin specific peptidase 25. Gene Ontology annotation, biological process: protein deubiquitination. The record is from RefSeq and is a predicted model, not a curated record. Gene Ontology annotation, cellular component: nucleus; cytosol. The transcript is spliced from 26 exons. Bases 202 to 3708 code for a protein of 1168 amino acids. Lineage: Eukaryota; Metazoa; Chordata; Actinopteri; Synbranchiformes; Synbranchidae. Gene Ontology annotation, molecular function: cysteine-type deubiquitinase activity; protein binding.